AUGACACUCCUACCACCACCAACAACGUCAACAACCCAAAUCCCCCAACAUGUAACCGCCCUCCUUUCGCACCUCACCUCCCGCUCCGGCGUCCAAUCUACCUUCAUUCUCUCCCGCAAAGACGGCUCCAUAAUCCAGAGUACCGGGCUGUAUGCGAAACCACCACCUCCUUCUCCCCCAAGUGCAGCAGCUGCUGCGGCGCAGCAAUCACCGCGCAACGAGUCCAUCUCCGCACCUAUCCCUACCGCUGUAGACGGAACCGAGGCCGACACUGAGCCGCAGACUGAAAAUGAAGCCGGAGCUGAGCCCGCACCUACCGAGACGGAAGCUACCCCACCCCCGUCUACGAAACAGCCACAACAACAACCGAAAGAAGAAGCGGUAACACAACCAUAUCAGCCUUCGCAGGGUGAAGCUCUAGCGGCGCAUAUCUUUGCGUUUGUGGCCAGUGCGUCGGAACUUAGUCUUGCGCUGUCCGGGGCGGAGGAUGAUGCGGAUGGGGAUGGGGUUGUUAGACAGGUGGAUGGAGGAGUGGCUGGAGAUGGAGGAAGCGCUUCUGGCGCUGGUGCUGGUGGCGCUGGGGAGAAGGAAGAGGGCGAUGAUGAGGUCAAGUUGUUGAGGUUGAGGACGAAGAGGCAUGAGAUUGUGGUCGUGCCGGAUAGGAAGUUCUUGCUUUGUGUGGUGCAUGAUGCGCAUCAUGGGGGUGUUGGGGCGGGUGGGAGUGGAGGUGCUGCUGGGGGGCGAAGGUAA
Molecule: messenger RNA, 750 nt
Organism: Aspergillus niger
Lineage: Eukaryota; Fungi; Ascomycota; Eurotiomycetes; Eurotiales; Aspergillaceae
Exons: 2
Coding region: 1-750 (249 amino acids)
Biological process (GO): microtubule-based movement
Cellular component (GO): cytoplasmic dynein complex; cytoplasm
Molecular function (GO): dynein intermediate chain binding
Source: RefSeq, a predicted model, not a curated record